AUGAAGAACAGAAAACAAUGUAUUCAAGAUACUGAGGGUCAGAAGCAUGAAGGCAUGGAAGGUGAAGAAAAUGAAGAAAGCUGUUCCUGUUCUACAUCACUGUAUGACAGCGACAUGUGCCCCAUCUGUCUGAACUGCCUACUGGAACAAGAGAUUGGUUUUCCUGAGAACUGUGGCCAUACCUUCUGCAUGACUUGUAUUCUUAAAUGGGCUGAGGCAGAGGCUUCGUGUCCUAUCGAUCGCAGACCAUUUCAAGCAGUUUGCAGGCUUGGUGCAUUAGACAAGCAGAUAAAGGUUCAGGUUAAAAAACAACCAAGGAAGAAGAAAGAAGAGGAAAAGUGUGCCUGCCAUAAGGAAAAUUACAGCCAUGAGAAGAUGAGAAAUUUUGUGAGAAGAGCUGUAUGUCCAGACAGAGGGCCAUUAACAGCAAAAUUAAGCAAAGUUGUGAAGAAAAAAUACAGUAAUAUUUUAUAUGACAAACAAAACAAGAAAGCUUUGUCUGUGAAGAUAAACAAGCCCAGAAGAGAGACCUGCUGGAAUGAGUGCAUGAGAACUAAUAUCUUGAGUUCACUUCUGGCUGGUGGUAGCAGUGAGGAAUCCUUUCUGAGCUGUAGAAAUGACUGUACAGAAUUCUCAGAAGUCAAUGCAGGGAUCAGACAGAAGAGACAAGAACUGGAAUUGUCCUGUUCAUCUGUGAUUGCUAGAGUUGAAAGAGUUCCUUUGAUGUCUUACGGAGCUCAGGCUGAGACCUUUCUUCUCACUUCUACUGCAGUGGCAGGGACAAUUCUUCCAACAAACAUCAGGCCUUUGGAAAACUUUGAAUCUUUAGGCAAAGGAUAUGCCAUUGCGUGUACCCAAGAAGGAGAAGAGAAAAAACAAGCUUCUGGGUCAUCUGGCACUAGAGGAACUAGGAGGAAAUCAGCUAAUACUACUCCUAGAAGAAGAUCUGCACGAAACAGCAAAAAUGAGACCCUGACUCAAUCCCGGAGCUCACCUCGAUCGAGCAGUGCUGCUUGCAGUGCCCCUGAUGGCACUGACCCACCUCUGAAUAAAUCUCCUGCAGAACCAGAGAAAGCUCCUCCAAAGCGCAAGGCUAAAAGAGCAGUUAAACAAACACCUGUGGUUAAAAAGAAACUGAGAAGUUCUGCACGUUCUGAAAAAUCGCCCAGUGGUUCAGUGGAAGAUGAUGACAUUGCUGAGUCUGAAGCAGUUCUAACAUUAGAUAAAGACCAUCAGUCAGAUGAUGAAAGCAGUAACACAAGCCUUCCACAGAAGAAUAAUGUAGAGACAGAAUCUGCUAAUGGACUGGAAACCUGUAGUGCACAUGCAGAAAUUGAGGAAACCACAGGAGAAUGUGACAAAGUUCAGGAUACUUCAGGCAAUGCUGAUUUAAGUUUUUCUGUCCAAGAACCUCCAGUAUUAACUUUAGGAGGUGAAAGUCAAGAAUUUGAAGCAAAAGGUUUUACUGAAAAAGAUGUAGAUCUUGCCAGUCAGGACAUCUGUGAAAAUACUCUUGAACAAAUGGAAGCAGUAGCUAGUCCCAAAGAUGAUGUAUGUGACCAUGCCACUUUUGAAAAAGUAGAUCAGACAUCGUGUAGUCCUCAAAAUGAAUUAAUGGAGAAUGUAGAAACUUUAACAAAAGUAGAUCAACCCAUAGCUAGUCCAGAAGAUGAAUUGAUGGAAAAUCCUUUGGGAAAAGAUCAGCCGUUAGAGAGCCCCAGAAGUGAAUUGCCUGAGCAUCCUGAAGCCGUGGAAACAGAUAAUUCUGAGACUGAACUAAAAGCUGUAGUAGACUCUGCAAGUCCAAAAACUGUUCAAGAUGAAGAAUCAGGUAUAUUAAUACACAGUAUUUCUACAGACAGUACAUCAGAACAAUCCUUAAAGGAGAACACCAUUUCAGAAGGUGAAGAGGGUAGGACCACAGAGUCACCUCGGGUAAAUGCUGAACAUAAACAUUUUGGUGAAGAUAACAAUGAAAUGAUACCUAUGGAUUGUGACUCGCUUUGCAGUGACCAGAAUGAACCUCAGAUUGAGCAGUUACCACCAGCUGAAAGUACAGAGCAAGAAGGGAACUCCUUACAGUGUGAUGUGGGGAACUGUGCAUCAGUUUCUAAUGAAAAAGAUGAAACUGUUCCUCAAGAAAGAGAAUCCCAGACAGAACUCAAAGCAGAGAAAAAGACUCGAAUUAGAAGAUCUAGGUUUCACUCUCCAUCGACAACUUGGUCUCCUAGGAGAGAGGGCAGGAAAUCUCAAUCAUCAUCCCCUAAAAGGGAGGUGACCGGAGACAGGAGCUCACGAUCACCCAACAAGGAAACUGUGAGGGAGGGAAGGAGAUCCUUAUCUUGUUCUCCAAAAAGAGAGACACUCAAAGAUGAGAAGAAAACAUCAUCUCGAUCUCCCAAAAGGGAAACUGUCAGGGAAAGCAGGAGAUCAUCUUCUUGGUCAAGAACUAAGGAUUUGUCUCCAAGGCAAAAAUCUAGAUCUCGAAGCAGUGAUAGAGACAGUCAAAGAAGAGAUCGUGACAGAGAGAGAAGAAACAGGAGGUGGUCACGGUCACGAUCUAGGUCGAGAUCACGAUCUAGGACGAGACAUAAAGGUUCCUCGUUAUCUAGAAAUGAGAGGGAGAGUCAUUCACCUCGUUGGAAGGAGAGAUGGGCAAAUGACAGCUGGAGGAGUCCCAGAGGAAAUGAUCGAUACAGAAGUGAUCAAGACAAACAGAAUGAAAAUCUUAAAAAAGAGAGGGACAACGGAGAAAAAAGCAAUGAUGACCAGUGUUCUUCAGACAAGCAGAGGAAUGAUUGUCCAGACUGGGUAAUGGAAAGGAUAAACUCUGUUCCUGAAGUCAGGAGCAGAGAGAGAGAGAAAACCCAUUGGGAAGAUGGCAGGCAUGAUAAUUCAGGGCACUCUUGGAAUAAAAACUUUGGUUCAGGUUGGGUCCCCAGUCGAGGGAGAGGUCAGCGUGGCCGAGGUGGGCAUGGGCGAGGUGGUUUCAUGUAUGGAGAGCAGAGUGAAAAUCACUGGCAAAAUAGAAAACCUCUCUCAGGAAACUCCAGUGAUUCUGGGAAUGAGGCUUCAAGGUUCUCAGAAUAUCAGCCAUACAAGCGUAAGAAUGAACCGGAUUAUUCGUUCGAUACGCCUGCCGACAGGUCUGGGUGGACAUCUGCAUCCAGCUGGGCUGUAAGAAAGACUUUACCUGCUGAUGUGCAGAAUUACUACUCAAGAAGAGGACGCAAUUCAUCAAGCCCACAGUCUGGAUGGGGAAUGAGACAAGAAGAGGAGACACCUGAACAAGAUCCAAACCUCAAAGAGCAAGGCAAUCAGCAAAGUGAUGGUUCUCAGUUACCAAUAAAUAUGAUGCAGCAACAAAUGAAUGCAAUGCCACAAGUGAAUGCACAGCACCAACCUAUGAAUAUCUUCCCAUAUCCAGUGGGUGUCCAUCCUCCCUUGAUGAAUAUGCAACGAAAUCCUUUCAGCAUCCACCCUCCAAUGCCCAUGCACCUCCCUACUGGAGUGCCUCUCAUACAGGUAGCUGCUCCCACAAAUAUUGCUCAGGGAUUACCUCCUCCUCCACCUCCACCCCCACCAUCUCAGCAAGUCAGCUACAUUGCUCCACAGCAAGAUGGAAAACAAUUGCAGGGUAUUCCAAACGCUGCUCAUGUAAGUAAUAACAUGAGUGCUCCAGCCUUGCCUGCCUCAGCAGCAGCUCUGGGAAACGUGGGAACAGUUCAGGGACCAAGUCCGGGUAAUGCAGUGGCAUCAGGUCACCUCAAGAGCUCCAAUGCAGCUGUGAAACUGGGAGAAAACAAAAAACUGUUAAUUCAAGAAAAAGCAGCCCAAGAGGUCAAACUAGCUAUUAAACCUUUCUACCAAAAUAAAGACAUCACGAAGGAAGAAUAUAAAGAAAUUGUGCGGAAAGCUGUAGACAAAGUUUGUCAUAGCAAGAGUGGAGAAGUUAAUUCUGCAAAAGUGGCAAAUCUAGUGAAGGCAUAUGUAGACAAAUACAAGCAUUCACGGAAGAAAAAUCCUGAAGAGGUAGUCUCCUGUGAAAGGAAAUAG
Acanthisitta chloris (rifleman) is the source of this 4056-nucleotide messenger RNA. RefSeq names its product SR-related CTD-associated factor 11 (gene SCAF11). Gene Ontology annotation, biological process: spliceosomal complex assembly. Bases 1 to 4056 code for a protein of 1351 amino acids. NCBI's taxonomy places the organism in Eukaryota, Metazoa, Chordata, Aves, Passeriformes, Acanthisittidae. The record is from RefSeq and is a predicted model, not a curated record. The transcript has 14 exons. Gene Ontology annotation, molecular function: RNA binding.